AAUUGAUAUCAUUUUGUGUGCAGAACAUAACAAUUUUCUCAUCUAUAUUCAUUUGCAGUCGCUGUAAAUGUUUUCAAAAAAGAAUACAGCAAAGCAGACCUCAACUCCAGGGUCCUCCAAUGCUAAAAACAAGGAUCCUGCUGCUCCUGUUGAAACAGGCCAAUCAAAAACUGAACCAGCACCAAAAGAGGGUGCAUCUCAACCACCUACAGAUGCUAAAGCAACAUCAAAACAACCUGAGGCCGUUCCAACCUCUGAGACAAAGGAAAAACCUGAUAUUGUGAGUGAUGCAAAAGUCCCUCCUCAACCUGGAAGUGAUCUACCUGUAGACCAGAAGUCCACUCCACAACCAUCUCAGCCUCAACCGGAAGUUAAAGUACAAGCUCAACAACCAGCAACAAUCAGCAGUCCCCAGGCUCCUGCAGGUCCCACUGUUCCUCCUGCGGCGGCCCCUUUAACGACUCAGCCAGCACCCAAACCGACAACAGAACCACAAGCUCCAGGGGUUGCUCCAGCAGCAACACAAGUACCAGCUCCACAACCACCAGCAGCAGUCAGUCCCCAGGCUCCUGCAGGUCCCACCGUUCCUCCUGCGGCAGCCCCUUUAACGACUCAGCCAGCACCAAAACCAACAACAGAACCACAAGCUCCAGGGGUUGCACCUACAUCAAAGGAAGCACCCGCAGCCCCCACCAUUCCUCCUGGGGCAGCCCCUUUAACAACUCAGCCAGCACCAAAACCGACAACAGAACCACAAGCUCCAGGGGUUGCACCCACAUCAAAGGAAGCACCAGCAGCCCCCACCGUUCCUCCUGCGGCGGCUCCUUUAACAACUCAACCAACACCAAAACCAACAACAGAACCACAGCCUUCAGCGACUGCACCAGCAGCACCAGCAAAGCAAGUAGUGGAUGCCCAAGCUGCAAAGGACAAGAAACCCGAAACGCCUGGUCCCACCAUUCCUCCUGUGACAGCUCCUUUAACGACUGAACCAACACCAAAACCAACAACAGAACCACAAGCUCCAGGGGUCACACCAGCAGCAAAGCCAGUAGUGGAUGCCCAAGCUGCAAAGGACAAGAAACCAGAAACUCCUGCUACUGUGAGUGCAAAAGGCCCUCCCCAAGCUGUAAGUGAUCAGCCUGCAGACAAGAAGCCCAUUCCAGCACCAUCUCAGCCUCAACCAGAGAGUAAAGCUCAAGCUCCACAACCAGCAACAGCAACCAGUCCCCAGGCUCCUGCAGGUCCCACCAUUCCUCCUGUGGCAGCCCCUUUAACAACUCAGCCAGCAGCAAAACCGACAACAGAACCACAAGCUCCAGCAGGUGCACCAGCAACAAAGCAAGCGCCGGCUCCCGCCAUUCCUCCUGCAGCAGCCCCUUUAACAACUGAACCAACACCAAAACCGACCACAGCACCACAACCUUCAGCAACUGCACCAGCAGCAUCAGCAAAACAAGCAGUGGCUGCCCAAGCUGAAAAGGACAAGAAACCAGAAACGCCUGCUCCACAACCAGCAGCAGCAGUCAGUCCCCAGGCUCCUGCAGGUCCCACUGUUCCUCCUGCAGCAGCCCCUUUAACGGCUCAGCCAGCACCAAAACCAACAACAGAACCACAAGCUCCAGGGGUUGCUCCAGCAACAAUGCAAGUACCGGCUCCACAACCAGCGACAGCAGUCAGCCCCCAAGCUCCUGCAGGUCCCACCAUUCCUCCUGCAGCACAACCGGCAACAGAACUUCCUGCGGCGGCCCCUUUAACGACUCAGCCAGCACCAAAACCGACAACAGAACCACAAGCUCCAGGGGUUGCGCCCACAUCAAAGGAAGCACCAGCAGCCCCCACCAUUCCUCCUGCUGCGGCCCCUUUAACAACUCAACCAACACCAAAACCAACAACGGAACCUCAACCUUCAGCAACUGCACCAGCAGCAAAGCAAGCACCGGCUCCACAACCAGCAACAGCAGCCAGUCCCCAAGCUCCUGCAAAACCGACAACAGAACCACAAGCUCCAGCAGGUGCACCAGCAGCAAAGCAAGGACCAGCAGCCCCCGCUGUUCCCCCUGUGGCGGCGCCAUCAACAACUCAACCAACUCCAAAACCAACAACAGAACCACAGCCUUCAGCAACUGCACCAGGAGCACCAGCAGCACCAGCAAAGCAAGCAGUGGAUGCCCAAGCUGCAAAGGACAAGCAACCUGAAAUGCCUGCCGCAUUGCCUGAUUUAGAACAACCAACCCCUGAGGAAACCAAAGUAGCCGAAGAAGAAGCAGCUAAUGCACUCAAAAUAAAAUUAAUAUGCAACUUGUUAAAACAAUGCCCUCCGGGUGAAUUCAAGAAUGUCUUUGAAGACCUUCGCUUUCUGCUUUCUGAUGAUAAACUCAUGAAGCACGACGUUGCUCAGAUGUGUGCUAAUCAUUCCAAGAAAAAUUUCACCACUACAAACGUAAAAGGGGAAAGUGUUCUGGUGACUCGCCAUAAUGACAUGGAAGGGGAUCGCUUCUUUGAUCCACAGAUCAAGCUUUCCUUUACAUUCGAUCACCUGAACAGGAGAGCUGACAAAAUUCUGCUUUAUUGUAAUAUCAGGAGAGAUAAGGCAGAAUUAUGGAGAGAAACCCUUAAUGUGACCUUGGAAGCAUACAUGGAGAGGCAUUUCAUUUCAGGAGUUUGUCGGGUUUACAGAAAAACAAUUAGAAAUAGGCCAUAUCUUGUGGUCUGCAUGGAAAGCCACCAGAAUAGGAGAUUCUGGAACAUUCACUGGAAAUCAGAGUGGAUAAUUGCAGUCACUCCGCCUGUUUCCGAAAUCAAAGGGGACUUAAAAGUACAGCUUCAUUAUUUCAAAAAAGCCAAUCUUCACUGGACAGCAAGUAAUACUGUUGAAGGUUCCAUAUAUUUAAUUCAUCGGGACCAAUUUGCCUUGGAUUUUGAGAAAUUUAUUGAAGCUGAAGAUAACAAAUUUCAGAUGGAUCUUGUGAAAAGCCUCUACGAUUUGUCAAAUGAAACAUGGAGAGAGUUUCGGAGAAGGCUCCCAGUUACUCGCACUUCAAUCUCUUGGGAUAUACUGAUGAUGACUUAGAGAAAAGAAGUGAAGGCCACUGGAAAUGAUGAAUCAUUGUAGUUGCUGCAGUGCCUGUGUGAAUGAAAUAAUGACCAAAUAGAACAGUUGUGUAGUACAUUCCAACUGAUCUUUUUGAUUUGUUGUUCGAUGGUUCAUGAAAACAUGCAGUCCUUCACAAUAAACAGUAUCCAGGUCAGUGGUGUCUAGGUUAGUAUUUCUACUUCAUUUCUUUCUUUGAACAAAAGCAAAACAUCAAGAUUGUUUACAGA
This is a messenger RNA of Crotalus tigris (Tiger rattlesnake), 3324 nucleotides long. RefSeq names its product proteoglycan 4-like. Gene Ontology annotation, cellular component: actin cortical patch; F-actin capping protein complex. Bases 68 to 3073 code for a protein of 1001 amino acids. The transcript is spliced from 23 exons. The record is from RefSeq and is a predicted model, not a curated record. Gene Ontology annotation, biological process: barbed-end actin filament capping; actin cytoskeleton organization. Gene Ontology annotation, molecular function: actin filament binding. Lineage: Eukaryota; Metazoa; Chordata; Lepidosauria; Squamata; Viperidae.